This is a messenger RNA of Beta vulgaris subsp. vulgaris (sugar beet), 840 nucleotides long. RefSeq lists its product as uncharacterized. Bases 1 to 840 code for a protein of 279 amino acids. The transcript has 2 exons. The record is from RefSeq and is a predicted model, not a curated record. NCBI's taxonomy places the organism in Eukaryota, Viridiplantae, Streptophyta, Magnoliopsida, Caryophyllales, Amaranthaceae.
AUGCGAGAAGCGUGCAUGUGCAAAGGCUUUGGCUCGACGUUGACCGGUCCUGCACUACAGUGGUUCAUUAAUCUCGAUAACGGGAUUAUUUCUUCUUUUGCUCAAUUAGUUAAUACUUUUAAUAUGCAAUUUGCUAGCAGCCGCAAAAUGGAAAAGCAAGCUAGCGAUUUGCACAGAAUUGUGCAAAAAUCUGACGAGUCUCUCAAAGAGUUUGUGAACAGGUUUAACAGGGAAAAGGUGUCCAUUCCAAAUUGCGACGCCCGGAUGACCAUUGAAGCUUUCAGGCGUGGCUUAGAUGAGGAGUCCGACCUCUACAAGGAGCUGACCAAAUAUCCAUGCCCGACGUUCGAGGAUGCUCAAGCUAAGGCCCUGGCGCAAAUCAGGCUAGAGGAGGACAUGCAAUCCAGAAAGGCUUAUGCCAAUGCUGACAACCGGAAAGCAACGUCCAACAAGCAAGCGUCAUGGCGUCAAAAGCCUUACGAGCGCCCCCAGCAGGUCCAUAGCGUCCGUCAGGUCGGGUCGGCCAGCGACUGGAAAGAUGAUCCUGGCCUCCCCCAAGCAAGCGAAUAUGGCUUCAACGUCACAUGGGAGCUAAACGGCAUGCACGAGAUGGCCCAAAUCAAGACGCCAUCCCAAAGAGCUCCGUCACCCCGUGACGCCGAGUUGGAGGCUAUGCCAAUCACUUUCGACGACGCCGAUCUUGGCGACGACAGGGACAUACAUCACGACGGUCUGGUAAUAUCUCUAACUGUCAGUAAUUGCUUGCUUAAACGUGUGUUAGUGGACAAUGGCAGUUCAGCAAACAUCCUGAUGAGAGGCGCUCUUGAAGACAUGGGAUAG